AUGCAGGAUCCAAAGAUACGGAACGUGGUGCUGAUCGGUUCGCAAGGUUCAUUGGAGGAGAAGACUGUAACAGUAUGUUACGGCGCCGACUUUGUCAACGUCACCUUCGUGAACUUUUGCUGCACCAGAAAGGACAUCGCUCAGAUGUGGACCGAGGAACUGUUUGCGCUCGCUUACAACCUGAAUCAGCUGAAUAAUCCAACCAUCAAAUUCCUUGAAAAGCUGCACACGAAGAUAGUCCUUAAGGCGGACAAGUCGGGAAAAAUACUUGUAAAAAAUAUAGUCCGACUGUUCGCCCAGAACAAAGAGGAUAAAAAGCGAGUGGAGAAAGCGCUGAGUGAGUCUGGCCUGCCGACUGGCAAGAACGACACCAUCAGCCAGUCCAAGUUCCAUUUUGAAGAUUUUUUCGCCUUCUAUAAAAGUCUUACGCAGCGAACCGAAGUACAGAAGAUCUUUAAUAGUCUAACCGACAACAAGCCCCACUUGUCGGCCAACCAGUUGGUCGACUUCCUGAACGACGUGCAACGGGACCCACGACUCAACGAGAUAUUGCAUCCGUACGCAGACAUCCAGCGCGCUAAGGACCUCAUUAAAACCUACGAGUACAAUAAGUAUCAUCAACAGAGAUCACAGCUGACCUUCGACGGAUUCCUCAGAUUCCUAAUGUCCGAGGACAACCCGAUAGUGGCGCCCAGCAAGUUGGACCUGUGCGACGAUAUGGAGCAGCCGCUCGCGCACUAUUUCAUCAACAGUUCGCACAACACCUACCUCACCGGUCACCAGAUCACCGGCAAAUCCAGCGUCGAGAUUUAUAGGCAGAGUCUGCUCGCUGGAUGCAGAUGCGUGGAAUUGGACUUCUGGAACGGCCGCACGGAAGAGCCGGUUAUAGUUCACGGGUACACGUUCGUGCCGGAGAUAAGCGCGCGCGAAGUCCUGGAGGCGAUCGCCGAGAGUGCUUUCAAGACGUCCGACUACCCGGUUAUCUUGAGUUUCGAGAACCAUUGUAAUCCUCGACAGCAGGCCAAGAUCGCCAACUACUGCAGGGAUAUCUUCGGUGAUAUGCUACUCGAUCGUCCACUCGACUCACAUCAACUCGAACCAGGAGGAGAACUGCCGCCACCAUCACUGCUUCGCCAUAAGAUAAUUAUUAAGAACAAGAAAAAGCAUCACCACCACCAUAAGAAGGAAGGCUCUGUAGGAUCGGAAGACGUUGAGGCACGUGAACAAGCACCCUCGCAAGGAAACGGCGAAAUUGCGCAUGGACCGGGUUCAAAGGAGUCGUCCGAAUCUUCGGAAUCCGAGUCCUCGUCGGGCGAGGAGGAAGGUGAUGUCCCCGGGGAGGGCGCCGGCGUCGGGGCGCCCGGCGUCGCGCCGGAGACGCACGCGGCCGCCGAGAUAUCCGCGCUCGUCAAUUACGUGCAGCCCGUGCACUUUAGCUCCUUCGAGAAUGCCGAGAAGAAGAAUCGCUUCUACGAGAUGUCCUCGUUCGACGAGAAGCAGGCCACCACACUGCUGAAGGAACGGCCCAUAGAGUUUGUCAACUACAACAAACACCAGCUCUCUCGAGUCUAUCCGGCGGGUACGCGCUUCGAUUCUUCAAAUUUUAUGCCUCAGGUAUUCUGGAAUGCGGGUUGCCAGCUGGUGGCGCUCAACUUCCAGACACUGGAUCUCGCGAUGCAGCUCAAUCUUGGCGCAUUCGAGUACAAUCGGCGGUGUGGUUACAUAUUAAAACCGGAAUUUAUGCGGCGGAAGGACCGCAGGCUGGACCCGUUCGCGGAGAGUACGGUGGACGGUAUCAUCGCCGGCUCACUGGCGGUGACGGUGCUGUCGGCGCAGCUGCUGACGGACAAGCGCUGCGGCACCUACGUGGAGGUGGACAUGUUCGGCCUGCCCGCCGACACCGUGCGCAAGAAGUUCCGCACCAGGGUCGUGCCCAACAACGCCAUCAACCCCGUCUACGGAGACGAGCCGUUCGUCUUUAAGAAGGUAGUGUUGCCCGAGCUGGCGAUGCUUCGAAUUGCCGCACACGAAGAGAGUGGACGGCUGCUGGGUCACCGCGUGCUGCCCGUGCUGGGACUUCGGCCCGGAUAUCGCCAUGUCAAUUUGCGCACAGAGCUUGGUCUGCCGUUGCCAGCUAGCGUAUUGUUGCUUGUUGUCGUUAAGGACUACGUGCCGGACCGGCUGUCGGAGCUGGCGGAGGCGCUGGCCAACCCGAUUAAGUACCAGAGCGAGCUGGACAAGCGCGAGCACCAGCUGGCCGUGCUCACCGACGACACGGACGAGCCGCCCGCGCCCGACGACGCGCCGCACCUCGCGCCGCGACGACCAGCAUCGAUCAAACCGGAGGGUACACUAGACACAAGUCCAAAUAAGGUGGGAAUGGGACUCGAUAUGAGGAAGUCCCUCGACAUGGAUACCACGGUGCCAUCACCCGCACUUACCUCUGUUCCUGCGCCGCAGCCAUUAGAUGAUAAGUUUUCGAGAGAGGAGAAGGAGAAGGAGAGCAACGGAUCAUCAGAGGCGGCGUUGGGCGCAGCGUUGGCAGCGCUCCUGGAUUCGAAGCCGGCGCGAGACAAACGAGCGGAACUGGCGCGCAAGCUGGAGCUACUGCGCCGCAAACGUGACCGUCCCUUGUCUAAAUUCUUCCGCAGGGGGCUCUCCUCUAGAAACAUUAGCGGCGAUGCAAACUCGAGUGGAACAGGCUUGGCGUUGGCGGGCAGUGGGAGCGGAAGCGGGAGCGGAAGUGGAAGCGGGGGCGGCGGCGGGGGCGCGGGCUCGGGCGGUGAGGACAGCAGCGAGGCGGCGGAGCGCGAGCUGCGGCUGCGCUACCACCACGCCAUCUACGCCACGCUCGACAAGAUACUCAGCGCCGAGCAACGCCACCAGAUGAAAGCGCUCACGGAUAUGUUAGAAGCAGAAAAGAAGGAGAUACUAAAUAAACUUGCGAAUUCGAGGAAAGAAGAUGUGAAGGCAUUAGCCAAAAAGACUAACAGAGACAAGGAUGAAAUACUCAGAAUUAAAAGAGAGAUACAUUCACAGUCGGUGGAGCGCGGCGUAGCGGAGUGCUCGCGGCUAGAGCUGGCGUACGCGCGGCGCCGUGAGCAGCUGGCUCUCACGCAUGAGCGCCUGCGCACUAUGCUGCACAAGCACCGCGAGCAGGUGAGUGCUGCGAGCAGCGAGAAGCUGGCGCUCACGAACGAGCGCCUGCGUGCAAUGCUGCACAAGCACCGUAAGCAGGUGAAUACUGCGAGCAGCGAGUAG
Parnassius apollo (apollo) is the source of this 3261-nucleotide messenger RNA. Lineage: Eukaryota; Metazoa; Arthropoda; Insecta; Lepidoptera; Papilionidae. The record is from the annotation of a GenBank genome assembly.